Molecule: messenger RNA, 1432 nt
Organism: Cynara cardunculus var. scolymus (artichoke)
Lineage: Eukaryota; Viridiplantae; Streptophyta; Magnoliopsida; Asterales; Asteraceae
Product: transcription factor GTE1-like
Exons: 8
Coding region: 176-1282 (368 amino acids)
Molecular function (GO): protein binding
Source: RefSeq, a predicted model, not a curated record
AAACUUUUUCUGUAAUUAUCUCCCAUGACAAAACCCCUCACCUGGUUCCAAACCCUUGUUCUCUCUCUAACCACGGACAUCACCGGCGACACACCACCGGAGCUCUGUUUGCGUCGGAAAAUAUAUCGAUUUAUCCAAUAGUCCUUCCGUAGUCGAUCGAAGUACCGAAAGUUAGAUGGAAACAAUGGAUGGACCUGUCACGGAAGUUCGAAGCGAAGGAGAACGCGCUGUUAUGGAGGAAUUAGGGCAAAAUGUUGAUGAGAUUAUCGUCAAGGUUGAUGAGCUUGAGCAAAGGUUGAACGAAGUUGAUCAGUUCUAUUCAAAGACAGGUAAAAAGCAGUCAAACACUUCUAAAGCUAGUUCGGUAAUGAAAGACAAAGAUAAGGAUAAACAAAUAACUAGCUUUAAAAGGCGGCAGCAGGAUGCAUCACGCAGAGAAGCGGCUGCUGCAAAGAGAAUGCAAGAUCUUAUGCGUCAAUUUGCUGGAUUAUUACGUCAGCAUAUCAUGGGGCACAAAUGGGCAGGACCAUUUAUGCAACCCGUGGACGUUGUAGGGCUUGGUUUGCAUGAUUACUAUGAGGUUAUUGAAAAACCAAUGGACUUCAGUACAAUUAAGAGCAAAAUGGAGGCAAAAGAUGGCACUGGGUAUAAAAAUGUCCGAGAAAUAUGUGCAGAUGUCAGAUUAAUUUUUAAGAAUGCAAUGAAGUAUAAUGACGAGAGAGAUGAUGUUCAUGUGAUGGCCAAGACUUUACUGGUAAAAUUUGAGGAGAAGUGGCUGCAGCUUUUGCCAAAAGUUGACGAAGAGGAUGAAAGACGGAAAAAGGAGGAAGCAGAGGCACAACUAGAUAUGCAGCUUGCUCAGGAGGUUACUCAUGCGAAAAUGGCCAGAGACUUGAGUUCUGAACUUGACGAGGUUGAACUGCAUCUUGAAAAACUCAGAGAAGUGGCCCUUCGAAAUUGCAGGAAGAUGUCGACGGAAGAGAAGAAGGCGCUGAUGACAGUUUUGACCCAAUUAUCUCCAGAAGAUCUGAACAAGGCGUUGCUAAUCGUCGCCCAGAAUAACCCAAACUUUCAAGCAACGGGUCAAGAGGUUGACCUUGACAUCGAUGCACAGAGCGAGUCGACAUUAUGGAAGUUAAAGUUCUUUGUGAAGGAGGUGGUUCAGGGGCAAGGAAAGAGUCCAACAAGCAUCACCAUGAACAACAACAACAACAUGAAUCAAAAUAAACGCAAAAGAGAAGAAGCAAAGGGUACCCAGAAAAGGAACAAAAAGCCUUGGUAAGAAAAAGUAAGAAAAGGCUUUUUGUUUGUUGGUUAAAACUUAAAAACAUCUGUGAUUAUGUGAAUAAUAAUACACCCCGCCUUAUUAACGCCAUCAUUUUUAACCGACUUUUCGUUUUUUCUUUUAAAUUCAAACUUGCCAUUGAUGCUA